Molecule: messenger RNA, 2030 nt
Organism: Lecanosticta acicola
Lineage: Eukaryota; Fungi; Ascomycota; Dothideomycetes; Mycosphaerellales; Mycosphaerellaceae
Source: the annotation of a GenBank genome assembly
AUGGGCGAGACAACCAGUUGGCUUCUGUGGCUCGUGGUUGCCUGCCUUCCCUUUCCCACAUUCGGAGUGAGAGCAGUGCCGCCGAAAGCGGUCGCUAAGGAAUCUCCCGUCGCGUAUCUCAAGGACCAGCAGCCACCGGGAGAAGUUUUCGUUCAAGAUGCACUUUUCAACAAGGGCGCGUAUGGGCUCUAUGUCGAGCAGACAUUUCGAUCCAACAAUGUCACAGUGCCUCGUCUGAAUAUGCAGCAGCCAUUCACGUACUGCGAUGAUGGCUCCUACAUCUUCGUCACCCCGCGCGGGGAGGUCGUCGACGAGCCACUCGCAGUGAUAUACGAUGCAAGUGGAAGUCUGGUCUGGACGCCAAGUUUGGACCUUGGCCAUUUCUACAACUUUCAAGUUCAGCAAUACAAAGGCGAAUACUAUCUGAUCUUCUGGGCUGGCGAUCCUCAAGGCGGCCAUGGGAACGGAAGCUUCUACAUGGUAAAGAGCAUCCCUGAUGUCUUCAAAGGUGUGUGGCGAUCUAAUGGUCUGCGCAGUAUGAUAAGCACUAUAACCUCGUCCGAAGCGUUACCGCUGGAAAUGGUUUCGGCGCUGAUUUGCAUUCAUUUACCAUCACGAGCCGAAACACUGCGAUACUCACAAUCUACGACAAGGUGAAAACGGACAUCGCAAAGACAUCGGGCCAAUCGCCAGUGGUCGAUAAGUGGAUGAUGGACUGUCUCUUCCAAGAACUGGAUUUGCAGACUGGGGAGGUGUUGCUCGAAUGGCGAGCAUCAGAGCACUUCUCGUUGAAAGAGUCAUAUGCGAAACAGUUGCCAGGAAGCGAGGAAGAGCCGUGGGAUUGGUUCCAUAUCAACACGGUCGAGAAAGAUUCCCUGGGUAACUAUUUGAUCUCUGCCCGACACCUUAGAUGCGUUGCCUAUGUGUCAGGAAAGAACGGGAAGCUAUUGUGGCGCCUUGGAGGAGAGUUCAACGAUUUUGCAGACCUUUCAAAUGGAGAGGCCACCAAGUUUGUCGGACAGCACGAUGUGCACUGGGACGGCGAGGGGCAGUACAUCACCAUGUUCGACAAUAGGGCGGACUGGGAGUUCGAGGCGGAACACGUAUCGAAAGGCAAGAGGAUCGAAGUGGACUUGAACAGGAUGACAGCCAAGAUUGAUAUGACAUUCGUCCAUCCGGAGAAUAUCUUCGCCUUCUCACAGGGAUCGUACCAGACGCAGCCAAACGGCAAUGUUGUGCUUGGAUACGGAUAUACUGGUGCUAUGACGGAGUUCUCCCCUCAGGGCGAUGUACUAUGCGACAUGUAUAUUCAGCCUUCUUCAAGGUUCAGCUCAGGUGAUGUACAAAGCUAUCGCAACCUCAAAUUUCACUGGACUGGGAUUCCAUUAACACCGCCAGACGUACUUCUCGAGGACAACGUUUUGUACGUGUCGUGGAUGGGAUCAACCGAAGUCCGCAAGUGGACCAUCGAGCACUCACCGGUCGGAACCGGCACGUACGAGCGCGUCACCACCUUUGACAAGACUGGAUUUGAGACCACGUUUACAAUACCAGUUGAUCAAGCUGUGUACCAAUACCUGCGUAUCUUGGCGCUGGAUUCCGAAAACCAUGUCCUGCAUGCUUCAGAGAUUCUGGACCUGGGGCCGACGACGAACCUAUACUCCGGAUCAACAUCAGCCGAAGAGGAAGAGCCAAGCUCGAUCGUAGUCUACGAGAGGCACAGAUCCAUUGAAGCCAUGAAGGUCCAAGACGAACACAUCUACGAUUUGGGCGUUAUGGUCGGCUACGCCUGCAUUGGCAUGCUUGGCACUUUCCUGGUCUUCGCUUUCUACGCUCGUCCACGGAUGCUACGACGAUGGAUGGCUCGAUACUGUGACGAGCACGGCGAGCCGGCUACGACGAGCAGCGAGCAUCUUUGGCAGCGUCUGAAGGCAUUGAAGCAUAAGCGGUUCGGUUCCGUGGCGUACGAGCUGCUGCAAGACGGAGAAGUGGAGGCUGGUGGGCGAACACCGAAUGACGAUCAUACCUGA